AUGAAGGUAUCGGGGGCCGCGUUCCGUUAUCCGGCACCCGAAACCCUGACUCAUUUUUUGGUCUUCCAAGCUUGUACUCCACAUAGCCCAGCUUCCUCACCAUCCGCGAUCCUGAUCACCCGUCGAGACAGCGACGCUCCGUGGCCGGUCACUCCGGAGGAGCUCAUUACGAUGGCAGGGACCAAGUUCGCUUAUGUGCGGAACUUUGAGCUGCCGGACAGCGUGAUUCCGGACACCUACCUCGUGGUUCGCAUCGACGGCAAAGGCUUUCACAAGUUCUCCAAGGCGCACGACUUUGCCAAACCGAACGAUGCGACUGCGCUCGAGCUGAUGAACGAGGCAGCGAGAUAUGUGAUGCAGUCUCUCAAAGGUCAAGUUGCUCUCGCGUUCGGUGAAAGCGAUGAAUACAGCUUUCUUCUGCGCAAGUCGACCACGCUCUACAGUCGACGGAACAGCAAAAUCACCACUCACAUCGUCUCGCUCUUCACAUCCGCGUAUGUCUGGAACUGGUCCAAAUUCUUUCCGAAUCAGCCCUUGCUGCAUCCGCCGAGCUUUGACGGUCGCAUGGUUGUGUAUCCGAACGAACAGGUGGUGCGUGACUACUUCAGCUGGCGUCAGGCUGACACGCACAUCAACAACCUGUACAACACCACCUUCUGGGCUCUCGUGCUACAGGGCGGCAGAACAGAGCAGGAAGCGACCAAGGAGCUUGAGGGUACCUUCUCUGCAGACAAGCACGAGAUCUUGCAUACCAAAUUCGGCAUCAACUACGACCAGCUACCCCCCAUCUUUCGCAAAGGUACCACGCUCGUCUGGACCACCAAUGCCUCAGAGCCGCCAACCCCCACUCAAGCCGCAGAAAUGUCUGUUGCAUCUCCAUCAAAGACGACCGCUUCUCACCCCGGCUCGGCAAAAAGCUCGUUCGAUGCAGACGAGACGAGUCAAGAGCCUGUGUUGGCCAACGCAAAGGACGAGAAGCUGCGACUCAAAAUCGAACGCAAGCGAGCCGCCAAAGAUGCCAAGAAGCAGGAAAAGCGCGACAAGAAAGCCCAGCUCUCCACGCUCCGUACACUGCAUUGCGACAUUAUUGGCCAAGACUUCUGGCAAGCGCCACAGGUGGCGACGCAACCUGCCCAGCACGACUCGGCUCAAACUCCACAGUCGGCUCAAGACGUCUCAAGCUCUCAACCGUGGAACGAUCCUGCGCGCUUCGACGGCACAGGUCUCGGAGUCUCUGUAUUUCUAGAUUGA
Moesziomyces aphidis is the source of this 1251-nucleotide messenger RNA. NCBI's taxonomy places the organism in Eukaryota, Fungi, Basidiomycota, Ustilaginomycetes, Ustilaginales, Ustilaginaceae. The record is from the annotation of a GenBank genome assembly.